Molecule: messenger RNA, 1542 nt
Organism: Gastrolobium bilobum
Lineage: Eukaryota; Viridiplantae; Streptophyta; Magnoliopsida; Fabales; Fabaceae
Product: cyanogenic beta-glucosidase-like
Exons: 13
Coding region: 1-1542 (513 amino acids)
Biological process (GO): carbohydrate metabolic process
Molecular function (GO): beta-glucosidase activity
Source: RefSeq, a predicted model, not a curated record
AUGGCAUUUAACGCGUUUUUAUUUCUUGGUUUCUUCGCUCUUGUUAGCGCAUUACCAUCGGUUACUUUUGCAGAAGCUGUUGCACCCACUCUUGAUGUUUCUUCCCUGAAUCGAAGCUAUUUCCCCGCGGGUUUCAUUUUUGGGACAGCAUCCUCGGCGUACCAGUACGAAGGUGCGGCAAAUGAAGAUGGCAGAGGAGCAAGUAUAUGGGAUACCUUCACACAUAAAUAUCCAGAUAAGAUAGAGGAUAGAAGCAAUGGAGACGUGGCAAUAGAUGAAUAUCACCACUACAAGGAAGAUGUUGGGAUCAUGAAGGAUAUGAAUGUGGAUGCUUACAGAUUCUCCAUCUCUUGGUCUAGAAUACUCCCAAAAGGAAAGCUUAGCGGAGGUAUAAACCAAGAAGGAGUCAAAUAUUACAACAAUCUCAUUAACGAGCUGUUGGCUAACGGUUUACAACCAUUUGUGACUCUUUUUCAUUGGGAUCUUCCCCAAACUUUGGAAGAUGAGUAUGGUGGCUUCUUAAGCCCUCGCAUUGUAAAUGAUUUUCGAGAUUAUGCGGAGCUUUGUUUCAAGGAAUUUGGAGACAGGGUGAAGCAUUGGAUUACUUUGAAUGAGCCAUGGUCUUACAGCAUGGGUGGCUAUGCAACCGGGAUGCUUGCACCAGGUCGAUGUUCUCAAUGGCUGAAUCUAAACUGCACUGGUGGUGAUUCAGGGAAAGAGCCGUACUUGGUUUCACACUACCAACUUCUUGCUCAUGCUGCAGCUGUGCAACUGUACAAGAAGAAGUACCAGGCAUCUCAAAAGGGUGUAAUAGGCAUAACCUUGGUGUCUCACUGGUUCGUGCCGUUUUCAAAUAACGAACUUGAUCAAAACGCUGCAGCGCGAGCAGUUGACUUCAUGUUUGGAUGGUUUAUGGGACCACUAACAACAGGAAACUAUCCGCAAAGUAUGCGUUCCCGGGUUGGAAGCCGAUUGCCAAAGUUCUCUAAAAAGCAAGCCAAGCUACUCAAUGGUUCAUUUGAUUUUCUUGGACUUAACUAUUACACCACUAACUAUGCUGCCAAUGCACCUCAACUAAGCAAUGCCAGACCCAAUUACCUUACAGAUUCUCUUGUCAAUCUUACAACUGAGCGCAACGGGAAUCCAAUAGGUCCAAGGGCAGCUUCAAAGUGGUUAUAUGUUUAUCCUAAAGGAAUUCGAGAACUUUUGCUCUACACUAAGGAAAAGUACAACAACCCCUUGAUUUACAUCACUGAAAAUGGUAUUGAUGAGUUCAAUGAUCCAACACUAUCUCUCCAGGAAGCCCUUAUAGAUACUUUUAGAAUUGACUAUUAUUAUCGUCAUCUCUUUUAUCUUCAAUCUGCAAUUAGGGAUGGUGUAAAUGUAAAAGGAUAUUUUGCAUGGUCAUUGCUGGACAAUUUUGAAUGGGCUUCAGGUUAUACAGUGCGGUUUGGAAUCAACUUUGUGGAUUACAAAAAUGGUUUAAAGAGACACCAGAAGCUCUCUGCUAAGUGGUUCAAGAAUUUUCUUAAAAGAUAUUAA